Paramuricea clavata is the source of this 408-nucleotide messenger RNA. The record is from the annotation of a GenBank genome assembly. Lineage: Eukaryota; Metazoa; Cnidaria; Anthozoa; Malacalcyonacea; Plexauridae.
AUGACAUCACUAUCGCCAUGUCUUUCUGGAACAAUCUCUCCCUCAACUUCAUUGGCUAGUCCAGAUGCGACUGAUAUGUGGACACCUAGCAAUGCCACUUUACUAAACUACUCUUCAAAUUAUGGUGACCAACCUAGUCCAUCGACAACUGAUGUCUACAACGAAUCUAUUUCCCAUCUGGCAAGUUUAACGUUUUUCAAAGUAAUUUCACCAUUGUCAUUUCGACUAACUAGCAGUUGGGAUGAAACUACACAAAGGGAGGAAGAAGCGUGCAUUGAAAAGACUAGUCGCGAAGCAUGCCAAGUGAUUGCUCCAAACGCUGGCGAAGAGCUUUUUCAAGCUAUGAAUUCUACAAGUGAUAUUCAUGUCUCUGAAAAACUUGCAUGCAGCCCUUCGAUAGAUAGAUAG